Molecule: messenger RNA, 1144 nt
Organism: Syzygium oleosum
Lineage: Eukaryota; Viridiplantae; Streptophyta; Magnoliopsida; Myrtales; Myrtaceae
Product: elongation of fatty acids protein 3-like
Exons: 2
Coding region: 1-963 (320 amino acids)
Biological process (GO): fatty acid elongation, saturated fatty acid; very long-chain fatty acid biosynthetic process; fatty acid elongation, monounsaturated fatty acid
Cellular component (GO): endoplasmic reticulum membrane
Molecular function (GO): fatty acid elongase activity
Source: RefSeq, a predicted model, not a curated record
AUGGCGAUGUCGAUGUCGGCGAACUGGCUGACGUACUACCUCGCCGAGCACCCGGCGAUCGUCAACUUCCGGUGGAGCCACACGCAUUCGUGGGGCUCCACCUGGUCCUUCCUCGCCUCCUCCGUCUCCCUCUACCUCGCCCUCUCCCUCCUCCUCCACCUCCUCCUCCUCCUGCGCCGGCGACCCGUCCCCGUCGGCCCCGCCCCGGCCCUCCACAGCCUCCUCAUGGCCCUCCUCUCCGCCACCAUCUUCGCGGGGGCCCUCCUCUCCUCGGCCGCCGAGAUCCGCGACACCCGGUGGCUCUGGCGCCGCUCCCGGACGACGCCAUUCCAGUGGUUCCUCUGCUUCCCGCUCGGCACCCGUCCCUCCGGCCGCGUCUUCUUCUGGUCCUACGUCUUCUACCUCUCCCGCUUCCUCCACAUGCUACGCACCUUCCUCACCAUCCUCCGCCGCCGCCGCCUCUCCUUCGCGCAGCUCUUCAACAACGCCGCCCUCACUUGCGUCGCCUUCCUCUGGCUCGAGUUCUCGCAGUCGUUCCAGGUCCUCGCCAUCCUCUCGGCCACGCUCGUCUACGCCGCCGUGUACGGGUACCGGUUCUGGACCGCCAUCGGGCUGCCCGUUGCGUGCUUCCCGUUCGUCGCGCACUGCCAGGUCGUGCUCCUCGGGUGCAACCUGGUGUGCCAUGUCGGCGUCCUGACGCUGCAUCUGGUCAAGGGCGGGUGCAACGGUAUCGGCGCGUGGGUGUUCAACUCGGUCCUGAACGGCGCGGUCUUGAUGCUGUUCUUGAACUUCUACGUGAAGAUGCAUCUGGGCAAGAAGAAGGGGGUUGUCGGCGGCGUCGGCAUCGGGGGCGUGAGCGAGGCUCGCGAUCGAGAUCGUGAACCGUCUUCUACUUUAUGCUGCGGGUUUGAUGUAAUUAAAGAGGCAAAGGAGGAGAGGAUCGUCAAAGAGAAGGCGUUAUAGGGAUUGAAUGGUGGGUGGUUGUUGGUGGUAACUUCUUUUUGAUAGCUCUUAAAUUUUGGGGGAAGCAAAAAGUUUGCUGGGGACCCUUUUCUCUAUCUCUAUCCCUCUUUGAGUUUAUCUUUUCUGCAGAAAUUGAUAUAUUUAUAUAUACUGCAAUAAAAUGGUUCAAAAGAUUUUCCAA